GGCUCAGCUGGUGUACCGCAAUGGUGCAUCACAUACUGCAUAAUAAUUAUAUUAUCGCCGCCGCACGUCACACGACGGGAGGACGGUGUUGUGCCGUACCUACUCUAAAAUAUAUCGCGUUAAUUUUCUCGUUAUUAUUUUCGCAUCGCCGUCGGAGCAGCGUUAUCGAGCGCACGCAGCUUUCAGCAGCAGUAGCCAGCUGUAGCCAACACUAAAUAGCCACAGCGUAUUAUAAUAAUAAUAAUAAUAAUAAUAAUUAUAUACAGUUAGUAGUGCAUAAUAUUGUAGUACGACGACGGCGUGCGCUCAAUGCUUAUCACCGCAGGAGCUACGCAAUGAUAAGGAUUUUUUUACGUCGUUCCCUCCAGCUUGUCAUUUUUUUUCCGAGUCAAAACUUACGACCGCGACCACAACAACAACAACAACAACAACUGCAUUAAUUAUUUACGUCGUACUACCUGACAAACCCAACGAACGAAUGUCUAUGUGUAUUGCUCGUUGUUUUGUUCAUAAAUGUCGGUUUAUUCCGUCGUCGUUUCGGCACCGAUUGAGUUGAGUGCGAUGUGCAUUUGGUCGUCUGCCGCCGUCGCCGACGCCGCUACACGAUCGCCGCCGCCGCUACUGCCGCUGCUGUCGUCGCCGCUGCCGCUGCCGCCGCAGCCGCUGUCGUCGUCGUCGUCGCAAUAAUAAUACGCCGCAUCAAAAACACCGCGACUCGUGCCCGUGUCCGUUGUUCAACGCCGGACAUGGACACCUGACGACCGUCUCUGUGGACGUCCGAUCAUCGACAACACCGCGGUGGUGUUAGCGCGGUAUAUUCCGCCGGUCAAUAUUCGAAUGGUGGACGCGUAGACAAUCCGACAAACUGGACAAGCUACCCGAAUAUCUCCGCGACACCGUGGACUGGUUUAUGGGGAAAGGUCGAAAGGCCAAAGACAAGGAAUCAUUAUGUAAUGAUGAUAAUAAGUUGUAUUUGGAAGAAGCUGUAUUGGAAAAAAAGUUACCUGACAUUGAUCUUAGGAUAUUAGUUGAAAUGCCUAAUGGGAUAGAUUUUAAUGAGUGGCUUGCUUCUCACACACUUUCAAUUUUUGACAACACCAACUUGAUUUAUGGAACUGUGUCAGAAUUCUGUACUAUUUCGGGAUGUCCUGAUAUGGUUGGACCAAGUUAUAGAACCUACUUGUGGUUUGACGAAAAAGGAAAAAAAUCUCGAGUAGCUGCUCCAUUAUACAUAGACUAUGUUAUGACGUUCGUUCAAAAAACUAUUAAUGAUGAGACAAUCUUUCCAACUAAAUAUGCUAAUGAAUUUCCUGUUGGCUUUGAGGUUGUAGUAAAAAAAAUUUUAAGAUUGUUGUUUCACGUUUUAGCACAUCUUUAUCAUAGUCACUUUCGUGAAUUAGUACUACUAAAUUUGCAUACACAUUUAAAUUGUGUAUUUGCUCACCUGUCAGUAUUUAACCAUCGUUAUCAAUUAAUUGAGUUACGGGAAACUGAAAUCCUACAAGAUCUAGUGGUAGCUUUAAAAAUUUUAGGUGAUGAUGAAGAAAUAACUACCGUAGUCAAUGAAUCUAUUGAUGAAUAUAAGGACGUCAUCAACAAAGAACCAACCAUGUCUUUAGCAGAUCAACCUAUUAACAUGUUCCCUAAUCCUUCUCCUAUUAAUACACAGACUUUAGCUACUCAAAUUGAUAAUUUCUAGUCUAGAAAAUAAAAUCUUAAAAUGCAUUAAGUAUAUUUGUAAUACAUAUUACGUAUGUUUAAUUAUUCUGUACAUAGAAUUUCUUGUUAAAUAAUUUAGAAAACACUUGUUGGCAGACAAUAAACUAAUAUCAAAGCUUUUUAAUCAACUAUAUUAUUAUAUUAAAAUACUGUCUAAUAAUGUAUAUUUAUUUAUAAAAUAAAUAAUACAUUUUUAUUCAUUAAAAAUGUUUUUAUAUUAAUUUCUUGCGAUAAUUCAUAAAUUUUGUUUGGUUAGAUUUAAAUAGAUUUAAUCGUAAAAUCCAUUGAUUCGUAAAUUAAAAUAAUUUUUUAAAAUUUUAUCUUUCAUGUAUAAAAUAAUUCAAGUUAUACUAUCUAUGAAAAGAAUAUUAUUUAUAUUGUUUGCCACUAUUCCUAAAAAUCUUUUAAGUGUUUAGAUAAUAUUGUCCAAUUUACUAAUUCACAGGUUUACAUUGUUAACUGAUUAAAUUAUUGUUAGAACAUCUAAAUUAAAGUUAUUUGAAAACAUUUCUAUUUUGAACUGUAUAAAAUUAUUAUUCUUGUGCACUGUUAUUUAAAUUUAUAUAAUAGUUUUUUAACAACUUGUUUCAGCUCAAAUAUUUAUAUUUUCAGAUCUAUACAAAAUUGUAAUAUGAUUUUUGAAUAUAAAUUAUAUUACAAUAUUUUUUAAUAAUGUAUAGAUUCCAAUCUGGACAAUUUGUGAACAUUUGUAAUUUUUAUCUUGUCUAUCUUUUGUGAUGUAAUUUAUUUAUAUUGUGAUAGCAAAAAUAUGCCCUUUUAAAAACAUUAUUCAUUUUUGGAAAUUGUACUUAUCUGUAAUUAUUGUUUUAAUUACUUUUUCAAGCCAUUAAUUAUAAAAUUGUCAAACCACAUGUGUUUAUCAUUACAAUAACACAUGUGAUGGUAAUUAAAUAUUCAAAUUAGAGAAAUAUAAUUUUUUAGCUUAAUGUUUUUUGUUGCUUUUAGAAGUAUAAAAAAAUAUAUUAAAGUAUUUAGUAGGCUUAAUCAGAUAGAAAAUUUCCAAGAUUUGUUUUUGAUUUUAUUUAUGAUGGCAAAUUAUACAACCGUCCAAUUUUUUUUCUUUUAGAAUGUUUUUUUUAGUAAACUUUAUGGGAUUAUGUUAUAUUAUUAUUAAUUUUCUUGUUUUUCUUUCUAUUAUAAAACUAUAAAUUAAACUUUGUUAUUGAUGUUUCCUGUUAAACCUUCAUUUAACUACCUUUUACCACACUGAAAAACAUUAUGUGUUUUCAGAUUGUUUAUUGUAUUUUUAACCAAAAACAAAUAGCACUUUUGUUAAUAAAACAUUUAAGUUACCUACCUAAUUUAUUAAAAUGUUAUUAACCUUAUUUCUUAGAAUCCUAAAGAAAAUUGGUAUGUCUAAUGUUAUAUUAUGAUAAUAAGACAAUUGUGAGUUUUUUUAGAUUAUAUUACUAUCUAUGAUUAAUUAUUAAUUAUUAUUAUAAUUUUAUUUAGUAAUUUAUUCAAUAUACAAUAUUAUGUGAGUAGUUUGUAUAUGUAUCACUGUUUUGGGUGAAAAGUUUAUGUAUGUGUUAUAAUAAUAAUAUAUAUUUUUGUACAAAAACAUAAAAAAAAUCUAAAAAAAUUAUAUAAUAUACAAAUAGGUAUACAUAAAUAUUCAUAUAAUAUAUUAUUUUAAUUAUUAUAAGGCUGAGUGAAUGAAUUAAGGUAUUUAUGAAAUGUUGGUUUAAUUAAAUAUAUUACUUUUGAGAGCACUGUUAUAUUGUAUGUAAUUUAUCGCUUAAUGCUUCAUUAGAUUAUCUUAAUAUCUGUAUGUUGAUAUACUAUUGGAUCCUUUUUUUUUUGCUUUUUUUUUAGUAGGAAAAUUCUAAAUAAUAAGACAUUUGGUAAAUAACUACCCAUUAGUUACUAAUAAUUUGUUUACCUAAUUAGAAUAUAUUUUACUGGAGGUUUCUAAUAGAUAUAUUAAAAACAUAUUUAAGUUGGUGUAACUAGCGAGUUCCUUUAUUAAUUAUCUUAAUAGAUUUUAUAUUAUAUAAAUGUUCAUGGUGAAAAAAAAUGAUGUAUUUAUUUUAAAAAUAAGAGAAAUUAAAACAGUGUUGUAAUAUUAAGGAUAGUAAUUUGUUAACUAUGUUAUACUUGUUGUUUAAAUUUAAAAUAUAUAUGUAAUAAACAUUUUGAUUUAAA
This is a messenger RNA of Rhopalosiphum padi (bird cherry-oat aphid), 3885 nucleotides long. Its product is annotated as MOB kinase activator-like 2. The coding region runs from base 911 to 1699 and encodes 262 amino acids. Gene Ontology annotation, molecular function: protein kinase activator activity. Gene Ontology annotation, cellular component: nucleus; cytoplasm. The record is from RefSeq and is a predicted model, not a curated record. The transcript has 5 exons. NCBI's taxonomy places the organism in Eukaryota, Metazoa, Arthropoda, Insecta, Hemiptera, Aphididae. Gene Ontology annotation, biological process: positive regulation of protein phosphorylation; signal transduction.